This is a messenger RNA of Lytechinus variegatus (green sea urchin), 991 nucleotides long. RefSeq names its product aquaporin-9-like. The transcript has 6 exons. The record is from RefSeq and is a predicted model, not a curated record. Gene Ontology annotation, molecular function: urea transmembrane transporter activity; water channel activity; glycerol channel activity. NCBI's taxonomy places the organism in Eukaryota, Metazoa, Echinodermata, Echinoidea, Temnopleuroida, Toxopneustidae. Gene Ontology annotation, cellular component: plasma membrane; basolateral plasma membrane. The coding region runs from base 107 to 967 and encodes 286 amino acids. Gene Ontology annotation, biological process: glycerol transmembrane transport; water transport.
AUUGUUAUUUAACUGCACGCUGACAUUACUUUUCUAUCACAGGUUAACGCGAAACCUUUUAACUUGAUCUCAAUUGAGCAUUCAUGUGCAAAUUUGUAUAGUCAACAUGACUACAGAUACACCGUUCAAAGAACGACUUCAUAUCAAUAAUUGGUGGAUCAAAGUGUUUCUAUCAGAACUUGUUGGAACGUUUACAUUGGUGUUCAUUACAGAUGGCGCUAUAGCAAGGACCGUCCUGAGCGGUGGAAAAGCGGGUGGUGCUCUGUCAGCUAACAUUGGUUCUGCUCUUGCUGUAACUGUGUCCAUUUAUAUUACCGGAGGAGUUUCAGGUGGUCACAUUAAUCCUGCGGUAACCCUAUCGAUGUGUAGCCUUGGUCGGCUAAGAUGGCUAGCUCUACCGGUCUACUGGAUAGCUCAGUUUAUAGGUGCUUUCCUUGGGGCUGCCCUAGUUUAUGGGAUCUACAUCGAUGGUAUAAACCAUAUUGAGGGCGGACAGGCUAAUCGUUCUCUUGCUACCGCGGGAAUCUUUGCAACAUACCCCGAACCAUUUUUAACAAUACAAGCAGGAGUUGCAGAUCAGCUUGUGGGUACAGCUCUUCUGGUCGGUGGUAUAUUUGCAAUCUUUGAUAAACAAAACAUCAAGCCAGCCGUUGGUCUUGAACCGAUAGCGGUUGGUUUGCUUCUUCUUGCUGUCAAUAUAUCCUACGGCUACAAUGCAGGUGCAGCAGUCAACCCUGCAAGAGAUUUUAGCCCGAGACUCUUCACCGCUGUUGUCGGCUACGGAGACGACAUUUGGUUGACAGCAUCUGGCGACGAAUUUUGGUGGAUACCGCUAUUUAUUCCCUUCAUCGGUGGCCCUAUUGGAGCAUGGUUGUACUAUAUAACAAUAGAAGUUCACCAUAGACCAGCAGAGAAAGUAAAUGAGUCAUUGCCACUUUUCCAAGCACACCGAACCACCAUUGAAUAGAAAUUGUAUCCAUGAUAAUAACAA